This is a messenger RNA of Plectropomus leopardus (leopard coralgrouper), 2579 nucleotides long. It is a transcript of the gene aldh3a2b, whose product is annotated as aldehyde dehydrogenase 3 family, member A2b. The record is from RefSeq and is a predicted model, not a curated record. Gene Ontology annotation, molecular function: aldehyde dehydrogenase (NAD+) activity; 3-chloroallyl aldehyde dehydrogenase activity. Gene Ontology annotation, biological process: aldehyde metabolic process. NCBI's taxonomy places the organism in Eukaryota, Metazoa, Chordata, Actinopteri, Perciformes, Serranidae. Gene Ontology annotation, cellular component: cytoplasm.
ACGGCGAAGGACAGCAGGGUCUCUCCGCUGUUCAGCUCCUCUGCUGCUGCUUGUCUCACCACCAAGCCCGAGAGGCAUCUCAAGACAUCAACCGUAACUCCAAGAAAUCAGGAUGUCCCGGGAGCAGCAGGCGGUGGCUCGCGCCAGGAAAGCCUUUGAAACAGGCAGGUCCAAAUGUUUAGAGCAUCGGAUCCACCAGCUGAAAAACCUGCAGCGGUUAUUCACUGAGAAACAAAGCGUGAUCUCAGAUGCCAUCAAGAAAGACCUCAAUAAGAGCGAGGUGGGGACGCAGAUGUACGAGACUCUGGGUCUGGAGGGCGAAAUAGGCCUCGCCAUCAAGAAGCUGAAGGAGUGGGCUGCUCCUCGGCCCGUGGGGAAGAACUUGCUGACCAUCUCAGACACCGUCUUCAUCCAGCCGGAGCCGCUGGGGCUGGUGCUCAUCAUCGGGGCCUGGAACUACCCCUGGGCUGUCACCAUCCAGCCGCUCAUAGGAGCCAUCGCCGCGGGUAAUGCAGCUGUGAUCAAGCCAUCCGAGGUCUGUGUUCACACCGCAAAGGUCAUGGAGGAACUCCUGCCGCUUUACAUCGACAAAGAGCUUUACCCCGUCGUAACCGGAGGAGUGUCAGAGACCCAGGAGCUGCUGCGUCAGAGGUUUGAUCACAUCUUCUACACCGGCAACAGCACGGUGGGCAAAGUGAUCAUGGAGGCUGCUGCCAAACACCUGACGCCUGUCACGCUGGAGCUGGGCGGCAAGAGCCCCUGUUACAUCGACAAGAACUGUGACAUCAGCAUAGCCUGCCGACGUGUUGCCUGGGGGAAGUACACUAACUGUGGUCAGACCUGCAUCGCCCCAGACUACAUCCUGUGUGAGCCCAGCAUCCAGGACCGGGUCAUCGAGGAGGUUAAGAAGUCCAUAAAGGAGUUCUACACAGACAACCCAAAGACCUGCCCUGACUAUGGACGCAUCAUCAACCAGCGCCACUUCAAGAGGAUAAUGAACAUGUUGGAGGACAGCACCGUGGCUGCAGGAGGAGACAACGACGAAUCAGACUGCUACAUCGCCCCCACAGUUCUGCGUGACGUGAAGCCAGAGGCAAAGGUGAUGCAGGAGGAGAUAUUUGGACCUCUGCUCCCCAUCCUGUCGGUCAGCGGCCUGGAUGAAGCCAUCAAGUUUAUCAAUAAGAGAGAGAAACCUCUGGCCCUCUACGUCUUCUCAUCUGAUAACAAGGUGAUCAAGAGAAUGACGGAGGAGACCUCCAGUGGAGGACUGCUGGCAAAUGACUGUCUCGUGCACUACUCAGUCAGCUCUCUGCCUUUCGGAGGAGUGGGAAACAGUGGUAUGGGCUGCUACCACGGCAAGUUCAGCUUUGACCAGCUGAGCCACCUGCGUAGCUGUCUCAUCAAGCAGCUGAAGAUGGAGGGUGUGAACAGCAUGCGGUACCCGCCUCACACAGCCAAGAAACUGGGCUGGGCGCGCUUCUUCAUCCUGCAGAACGUAGACCUGGGCUGGAUUGGACGGAUGGCGCUCCUGGCCGUCAUGGCAAUGGUGGCUGCUGUUGUGCUGCAGAAUUAUCUCCUCUGAAGACGUCCAACUGCUUCCCAGACAACAAGUGUCUUAUUUCCUCGGCCUGUAAGACCAGAGAUUUUAUACCAGCUCAUCAACGAGUUUCUGUGUCAACCAGGUCGGCGUCUGCACAGAGCCGCUAUAAUACACCUGUAAACACCUUUAAUCUUCAAUGUGGUUAUUUAGGCCUUAAUCCGUUUUACAUUUCAUUAAUGGUGUCAGAAGUUUAUCGCAGCUCAGUGUAGCAAGCAUCUUAUUUUAAUGAGGUAAUUAUUUAUUCCCAUGUAUGGCUCUUACAUUUGUGUAGUACGCUCUACUUUAACCUGUUAGAUCAGGUUUGCAUACUUAAAAAAUACCUACAUAUUGUAACGUACAAUAUAAUGCUGUGAUCCUGCUCUGAACGAUUUUAAAUGAAGUAAGAAAAUGUGUAACACUUUACUGUGAUAUCAACGAGACUUGUAGCAUUUGCUAACAAACAAUUAGUGUUCAAUGAAGGGCUGAAACAGAUAAGGUUUGCUGCAAUUUCUGCAUAAUGAAAUGUUUUUGCCAAAUAUUAAUGUUUUUAUUUCGUUAACUUUGUGUCCUUUCCAUUUCACUGAUGGAUCAGCCAUUAACUCAACAUUCAGCCUGAAGGCACUUGAUGUUUUCAGUGUGGGUUUGUUGUUUUUUCACUGUGAGAGCAGAGACGAAGACAACAUGUCCAGUCUGUCUCUGAGGUGUCAGUGUUUGGUCCCAGACAUUUUAGUCCCCCUUUAGUUCACUACAUCCUGCUGGAAUCAAACAGGAUCAUGUAAAUGAUGCUUUUAUUGCAUUUUUAACAAAAGCACCAAAUGCCUUUAACAAAAUUAAGCAACAUCGUAUUAUUUUUGUUAACCUUGAAAUAACAGUAGUUGCUAAAGGUUUUGUUCUUUUAUCACACCAUUACAAUUUUAAGGGCUUUGUAAUGAAUAUAUGAAUAAAUAUACAUGUAUUUCUAUAUUGAAUUAUUAUUCAAAUAAAUAUAUUUCUACAUGUA